AUGUCGAGAAGCUCGAUUGCUCGCUCCAUUCGCCUCACCGCUGGCGCGCUCGGCGUCCCAAACCUCCAAUAUGAAGUCAGCACUGCCGUACUGGAAUUGGCAUGGGGCGGCAUCUUGAUCUGGGUCUUCCACUUUGCCUCAUUGAUCGCGGUCGUCAAGCCUUGGAUCCUGAACCACCUGCACACCUUUGUGUUCACUUCGUCCUUCAUUUACCUGUCAAUGGGGCCCAUCACCACUCCGAUGGUGACAUUCUGCCUUCAAUGGCCGCAGGCUCAGCAGGAUGUGACCAAUCUUAGUUUUGACUGCCCGCGCGUCAAUGCCCAGUUCGCUGGCCUCAUUUUGAUUAUGCUGUCACAGAUCCUGUUUCUCGGAGCAUCUGCCGUCGUUGACAAAGACGAGUAUGCAAAGUAG
Messenger RNA from Capsaspora owczarzaki ATCC 30864, 411 nucleotides. RefSeq lists its product as hypothetical. The transcript has 3 exons. The record is from RefSeq and is a predicted model, not a curated record. Bases 1 to 411 code for a protein of 136 amino acids. NCBI's taxonomy places the organism in Eukaryota, Filasterea, Ministeriida, Capsasporidae.